AUUGUCUUAAUCAUAGUUAAUAAUGGGUUGUUGUUCAUUCAAAUUGUAUACUGAUGAGAAAGGUAUAAUUAAAAGUAAAAUAAGCAAUAAUGAAUCAUGAAAAUGAUAAAGAUGAAGUUUAGGAAGGACUGGAAUUUGUAAAUGAAUAGCGUAAAGGAAAUUCUAAAAUAAUAAUUGAAUAAAAAGAAACAAAUUUUAUAAAAUCUAAUUCAUCAUAAAAAGAAUAGGGAAAUUCAAGAGAUUUUGAAUAAUAGUAGUAAUUUUAAGUAAAAGAUAAAGAAGGAGAUACAGUAGAAUUUGUUAAAAAAACUAUUAGUGGAACUAUGAAAUUGACUCCUGAGAUGUUGGUGAGAAAGCAAUGUAUAAGUGAAAAGUUUUUAGCUCAUUACGAAAUAGUCAAAAAAUUAGGUUAAGGAGGAUUUGGAGAAGUAUAUUUAGUAAAACACUUGUAAACAGAGAAUUUAAGGGCUGCAAAAGUAGUUUUAAGAAAAACAAUAAAUUGUGAAGAGAAAUUAUUAGAAGAGACAGAAAUUUUAAAGACAUUAGAUCAUCCUAAUAUAGUAAAGGUAUUAGAAAUAUUUGCUGAUUUUAAAUAUUAUUAUAUAGUAACUGAAUAUUGUUAAGGUGGUGAAUUAUUGGAAAGAAUAAAAACAAUAACAAAUUACAAUGAGAAUUUGGCUGGAAAAUAUAUGAAAUAAAUAUUUUCAGCAAUUUAAUAUUGUCAUUAGAAGAAUAUAGUACAUAGAGAUUUGAAAGUAUGAAUAUAUAGAAUAUAUAUAUAUAGCCUGAAAAUAUUUUAUUUGAUUCAAGAGAUAAAGAUGGAAAUUUAAAGGUAAUAGAUUUUGGAGCAAGUGAAAAGAUGAUAGAUUAAUCAUUUUUAACAAAAAAAAUAGGAACUCCAUAUUAUGUAGCACCAGAAGUAUUAUCAGAUAAAGGAUAUGAUGAAAAAGUAGAUGUAUGGUCAUGUGGAGUUAUAUUAUAUAUUCUCUUAAUAGGAAAACCACCAUUUAAAGGAGUAAAUGAUAUAGAAACAUUAAGAUUAGCAAGAUAAGGAAAAUUAAAUACUAAUAGUGAAAGAUGGUUAAGAACAAAUGAAUAAGCAAAAGAUUUAAUUGUAAAAAUGAUAGUUGUUGAUCCUAAAAAAAGAAUAAGUAUGUAAGAAGCAUUCAAUCAUAUUUGGAUUUAGAAUAUUUAAUAAUAAAAUGAAAUUGAAGACAUCAAUUUAAUUAAAAAUUUAAGUUAAUUUUCAGCUUAAAAUAAAUUGAGAGCUGCUAUUAUUUAAUUUAUAUCUGUAUAAUUGGUUAAAAAAGAAGAAAGUUAAAAGUUAUUUUAAACAUUUAAAUCAUUAGAUUAAAAUGGAGAUGGAGUUUUAACAAAAGAUGAAUUAUUAAAAGGAAUGAUAAGUGCAGAUAUUGAUCAUUUAAAAGCAGAAACUAUGGCAAAUGGUAUAAUGGAAUAAUUGGAUGUAAAUGAAUCUGGAAAAGUUGAUUUUACAGAAUUUAUAUCUGCAGCAUUACUUUAAUAAUAAAAAAUAACAAUUAAUAAUAUUAAAUAAGCAUUUAGAAUGUUUGAUUUAGAUGGAAAUGGUUUAAUAAGUAAAUCAGAAUUAGAAAGUAUUUUUGGAGGAAUUGAAAUUGAUACUUAAGCUUGGGAAGAUAUUCUAUUAAAAUGUGAUCUUAAUUAAGAUGGAUUUAUACAAGAAGACGAAUUUUUAAGACUUUUAGAAAACAUUUCAUUAUGA
This is a messenger RNA of Paramecium sonneborni, 1741 nucleotides long. Lineage: Eukaryota; Ciliophora; Oligohymenophorea; Peniculida; Parameciidae. The record is from the annotation of a GenBank genome assembly.